AUGGAAGAAUGUACAUUUCCAUGGCUUUAUUCAACAGGUCAAGGUGGCGAACUUGACAUGAAAAGACCCAUUCCAUUAAAGCUUCGUGAUUAUUAUAAAUUACGAUUAAUGUCUGUUGACAAAAGAUGGCAAUCCGAUUCCAUUUGGGUAUUCCGCGCUAUGAAUUUAAUACAGCGAGACGAUUUAUGUACGGUUGUCAAUUAUCAUGCCAAACAACAAUUUAAAAACGAACGUUUAUGUUAUAAUAUAUAUCCAUCAAUAGGAAGAGCAAUACGAGGUACAGCUGCAUUCUGGUCGACACCUAGAAAAAUGCUACGUGCAAUGUAUGCAACCUUAUCAAAGCCUAAUAUCUUUUUAAAUAUCAAUUUGCAAGGUGAUGUCGAAUUUUUAACGCAUAUUGAUCGUGUUCGUUUCGGUCAUGUCGAAAAUCCAAAAUAUGAUGCCAUUGAUAGUCUUUCGAAUGACGAUUAUUUACAAUUAGUUAAUGAGAAUAGUGCAUUUGUAGCACGUAUGUGUCAUCGGCGAACGUUGGCAUUUGAAAAAUUUGUUAGCGAUAAAAAUCAUCCAUUUUGCAUUGAUUCUAUUGUAACAAAUUACUUUUUCAAAAUUGAAUUUCAACGAGGUGGUCUGCCGCAUUUACAUACUCUACUCUGGCUCGAAAAUUUUCCAUCCGUUGACACACCCGACGGACGUCAAAGCAUUGUUGAAUUUAUUGAUAAAUUUCUUAGUACAGCUUUACCAGAUAAAGAAACAGAUCCUGAACGCCAUGUACUUAAUAUAAAAGUUCGUAUUCAUCGUGGACGAAAAUUUAAAGAUGAACAAGAAGCAAAAUCAACCGAAGGAAAUCAACUCAAAGAUAUGAAUAAAAAUUAUUUACACGAAAAUGAAGUAUACGAACAAGUUGAUCCAAACAAAGAUCCAGGUCUUCUACAAUUAUUGAAAGAUAAAAAUGAAUUUUUUGAACGAUUAGCUUGUCGUUUUGGAAGUCCUUGUGAAUUAGCUACGGGAACUCAUUUCCGUAGUUACAAAUAA
Adineta ricciae is the source of this 1032-nucleotide messenger RNA. The record is from the annotation of a GenBank genome assembly. NCBI's taxonomy places the organism in Eukaryota, Metazoa, Rotifera, Eurotatoria, Adinetida, Adinetidae.